UCAGGCCCGAACCGGCUGCUGGACUCGCUGCUGCCGGGACUGAAGAGGGCGCGGGCCAAGAAGGUCCGGGAGCGAGGGAACGGGAGGGAGGAGGUCUCCGUCGACCUUGAGUCCAGCCCUCCGGCCGCGCACUGUGCUUCCGCCGGGUCUCGGACCGAAGGAGCUGCGGGAGGAAUCCCCGGGGGUUCGCCCCCCACCCGUGAGAGAUGCCCGGCUGGUGGCCCCCAAACUGCUAGAUGCUUCAAAGCCUCAUUAAAAAUGUCUGGGUCCCCUUGAAGCCAUACUAUACCCAAGUUUACCAGGAGAUUUGGGUAGGAAUGGGGUUGAUGACCUUCAUUGUUUAUAAAAUCAGAAGCGCUGAUAAAAGAAGUAAAGCUUUAAAAGGUUCAAGUCCUGCACCUUCUCAGAGUCACCAUUAACCAGCUCUUGAGUACAUAUGAGAUGAAACAUCAGUCUGCCUGUAAAUUUAAGCAAGCUAUGUCAGAUGGGAGCACAGAACAUCAGUGUACACCUGCAUAAGUAGUGUCUACUCUGUGGCGUGAAUAAAUGUACCUGUGAGAUGCACC
Messenger RNA from Fukomys damarensis (Damara mole-rat), 566 nucleotides. It is a transcript of the gene Atp5mj, whose product is annotated as ATP synthase membrane subunit 6.8PL. Gene Ontology annotation, cellular component: mitochondrion. NCBI's taxonomy places the organism in Eukaryota, Metazoa, Chordata, Mammalia, Rodentia, Bathyergidae. The transcript is spliced from 4 exons. The coding region runs from base 237 to 419 and encodes 60 amino acids. The record is from RefSeq and is a predicted model, not a curated record.